UUAUCUAAGAAGUAUAAUUAUGUAGUAUUAUAACAAACAUGACACUCCGGGUUAGAUCAUAAUCGUCCAGCAUGUUUGUGGUUCACACAUGUUAGCACGUUAGCAUGUUAGCUCUGCUGUAUUAACAUCUGGACAGCUGCCUGGAUCCACUUUACCCCCCCCCCCCUUUUAUUUCCCACCAUCACCUGCAGGAAUCAGUGUUGAUUACAGAAACAUGAAGGUGAGCAAAUCCACGCAGGUAAAAGGCCAAAGUAAAUCUCAGAAGUGGAAGGAUGUGAGAGGCAGACGCUCCAGACCUCCCAUCAACUCCUCCGAGCUCAACUCCAGUCCCGUCAUGGCCAAGAUGGCUAAAGAGCACCAGGCGUCUGUGAAGAAAAAGCCCAGCGUCAAGAGACUUAAGACUAAAGUGAAGUCUGUGUCCGACUCCAAGAAAAGCGCUCCUCAGUCCGUAGCGAAGAAACCUCACACGCAGGCGAAUGGGAGCUCUGCGUUUACAAUGAACGAUGAGUCAGAUGACUCUCAGGACUGGAAGGAGUACUCUCUGUCCAUCCAGGGGAACGGAGUCGAGCCCUCGGCUGACAUGGAGAACGUCCUGCCAGGUAGACUGGAUGGAGAGGCGCUGCAUCACUGCGCACAGAGGAACGACCGCCAAAAUCACGCAGUGCUGGUCAUGCAGAAGGAUCAGACGCUGUGUUUCAGAGGAAAGUGUUUCCUGACGUGCUUGUACGGCCGGGUGGAGGUGAUGGGCUUCACCAUCGAAGAGGGUCAGCAGUCAUAUCCGCUCUUCUCCCCAGCGUCACACUGUCCGCUGACCAUCAGAGCGCUGGAAAGCCCCGACGACACCAGAGACGACAAAACGGAGGCUUCCAGCAUCCUCCCCAAGUAUCUGACAUCAGCAUCGCGGAAGAAGCUGCUAAAAAAGGUGACGUCACACUCAUCCAUCAUCCUGCUGGAGCCGAUGGAGACGCCUCUGACUCGGUUUCUGUCGAGCUUCGCAGACCUCGGCGAACUGUUCAGCCCCCCGAUGAGUGAACUCCUGUCAGCUGUUCUCGACACUCCUCUCAACGGUUUGGGGAUGAUUCCUCUCGCUAAGACCAUCGAGGGCCUGAAAAUGUCCGGCAGUUACAGAGAUUCUCUGAACACGGUGGUCAGCGCCAGCAGAGGCGACAUGGACGGCUGUGCAGUGAUCUUAGUCUGUGGGAGUAAGAACGUUGGCAAGUCAACAUAUAUCCGCUUCCUCGUCAACACGUUACUAAAUCACACUACCAGUGUAGAUUAUUUGGAAGGAGAUCUCGGUCAGACGGAGUUCACCCCGGCUGGUUGUUUGUCUCUGUCGACUGUCACGGAGCCGCUCCUCGGUCCUCCUUUCACACAUCAGCGCGCACCAGAACACAUGAUCUAUUACGGCCAGUCGUCAUGCGAGUCGGACUUAGACCGCUACCUGGAAUGCCUUAAGUCCUUGUGGCGUAGACGCUCCCUGAACAGAGAGACCCCCGUCAUUAUCAACACCAUGGGCUGGGUCAAAGGAUUUGGAUUCCAGCUGCUUAUAGACAUGAUCCGCUUCUUCCCGGUCUCGCAUGUGGUCCAGCUCGGUCAUACCGGGUCCACGCAGUGUGCCGCCUUAACUCCAGAGUUUCUCAGGACGGCACACGGCUGCCAGACGCACCCGCCCGCUCAGACGGCUCUGGACGAGUUCACGGAGAGCAACAGCCCCCCCAGAAGCUACGUUCACCUGAUCGUAGACUCAGAUUUCCAAGGAGUCGGGCGGCAGGGAACGGCGAAGCACCAGCGCACUAACGAGCACAGAGAGCUGUCACUGCUGGCCUACCUGAGUCAGCUGCAGUCUCCCGACCCCGGACCCGUUAGACCUCUGAACUGCCUCACUCCGUACCAGGUGCCGCACACAGCCGUGGCGUUGGGUGUCAUCCACUGCGAGGUCGUUCCCAAUCACAUGUUUUACGCUGCCAACUGCAGCCUGGUGGGACUCUGCUGUCUGGGAGAGAAAGUAACGAGCAGGGGAGGUCCGGUGCUGCUGAACCAGGCGCCUCUCUGUCCGUGUGUGGGCUUCGGUGUGCUCCGAGGCAUCGACAUGGUGCGAGGUCUGUACUCUCUGCUGACACCCGUAGACCCGUCCGUCCUCCGUAAAGUCAACUGUCUCCUCCUGGGAGCGAUAUCACUGCCUUCCUGCAUCCUCACAACACAGCCUGGCUUCGAGGGAGAGAUGCCUUACAUCACCACCAACUACAGUUUUGAUCUGAGCGGUGCAGGAAAGCUGCGAGUCUUCAAAGGACUGAUGAGGCCGAGUCACGUUGGAGCGCAGUGACUGUUUUCUACUCGCCAUCGCUUUCACGCUCUUCACCCCUUCUUGACUGCUGCUCUUCAAGCCAAACCGGUCCAGACUGGCUCUUUUGAAUGUACAGAACUGAGGUUGAAUCGGAUAUUCUUUCUUCUUCUUUCUUUUUUUUAAACUUCAAGAUUCAAGUCUGAGAGAGCAGCUGCCAGUAUUACAAACUCUGCAGGAGGACAUGACAGCCAGCUCCUUCCUGUUACCCUGAAAACGCUGUUUUGUCUUAAAAACCUGCUCCGAGUACGCAAGAUGGCGGCGUGAAGGAUCUCCAUGAAUUUCUCUGUUUCCUGUCACAAAGGAGGACAAUAAUAAUAAUAAUCAUAACUUGUAGUUGAAGCUCUUGUUUGUAGGUGACAUUCCAAAAAAGCUGAAACUUAAUACACAAACCUGUCAGAUAUUAAACAACUUUUCUUCAGGCUUUGUGUGUUUUUUUUGUUUUUUCUUUGCUGUCAGUGUUUUUCUACUCGAGACCAGCGUCACCGGUGUUUGUUAAAGAUUUAAUCUGUGUUUUCAAGCAGGUAAAUGGUCGGUUUACAAGUGUGUACAUCACAGUAAUGCAGUGUAGUUUUCUGCUUUAGAAAAAGUAGUUUGUUCAUUUCUUACAUCUGUAUUAUUAUUAUUAUUAUUAAUGGGUAAAAAAUGUCCAACAUCAGGACUUUCCAUCCAACGUUCAAGUAAAGAAGAAUAAAAGAGGGAUGUUUCACCUUUCUGAUGGUUUAUAAAUGAAAGAAGCUCAUUUCUGUCAGUGUUGCGCUUUUAUGCCAGUCAAAAAAAAAAGAAGAAAAAUAAGAGACUCUAUUUUUAUCACUGACUAAACCUGCUUUAACUGUUGUACAUCUUUUUCUUGUUAUUGUGUUAAAAUGACACCAAACUGUUUGUGCACUUACAAAGUCAUUCAAGAGGUUUUGGUUCUUUUUGUAAAUGCGAUGUGUUGACGGUUUUCUUAUGUCGAUAGAAAAGAUACAAAAAAUAAAGAUCAUUUUGUUUCUUGA
This is a messenger RNA of Scomber scombrus (Atlantic mackerel), 3339 nucleotides long. It is a transcript of the gene nol9, whose product is annotated as nucleolar protein 9. Gene Ontology annotation, biological process: cleavage in ITS2 between 5.8S rRNA and LSU-rRNA of tricistronic rRNA transcript (SSU-rRNA, 5.8S rRNA, LSU-rRNA). The record is from RefSeq and is a predicted model, not a curated record. Lineage: Eukaryota; Metazoa; Chordata; Actinopteri; Scombriformes; Scombridae. Gene Ontology annotation, molecular function: polynucleotide 5'-hydroxyl-kinase activity. Gene Ontology annotation, cellular component: nucleus.